GCGUGUGAGUACAUCCUCCCGAGAAUCAAUAACCCCUGUUUGCCAUAAAACAAAACCUUCACGAUAAUUAUUUAUGUUGAAUGAAAGGAGGUCACCUAUCUCUGUGUAGCUAAAUCUCGUCAAAAUUGCCACUUUUUAUGACAAGAAUUGGAGCUGAUUUCGUUUGCAGUGGUGAAGCAAUUGGGCUGCUUUUGAGAUAAUUUUUAUCUGGGCUUCUAGUUCAAGAUUUUGGGAGGAAUAUAUUUUUCUUAUCGUGGGAAGAAUAUCUUGUAGCUUUUGUACUCUCAAGUUGGUAUCUUGAUAGGACACAGGGUUGAUGAAAAGCAGUUGGUGUUCACAGUAUGUGGAAAGAAAUAUGCUUUCGUUGGUAUCAGUUUGAAGUUGAAUCUUCUUUGAGGGGCUUCUUUUGUGAGUUUUUUGUUUUCUGAUAUUUGGUUGUGGAAUGGGAGCUUUCGCCUAAUUUUACAGAAUUUCAGGUGUGGGGAUUCCUUUAUGUAAAGGUUAAAGGUUAGUAAUUGGGAAUUUGGAUUAGAUUCUUGGCUGUGGCUUUAAAUUUGGGUUUAUGUUUGUUCUUCAAUAAACCAAUUUGGUGGCCUAGGAUAUAGGAAAACCGAGCUGUAUAAAGGGCUUCCGUGGUGCUCAAAAAGGGUUUUAGGCUUCUAAAAGAUAAGGAUGCAAAGAGUUCGAUUAUCUUCUCACCAGGCGCCUGUGCACAAGCUAGGGGAUUCCCAAAUGACAUUGUCCCCAAAAUUUAGAUUAGCUGUGACCCAAUCCUCAUUGUUAAACCCAUCUGCAGAGUUUGAGUCAUCUCUGCAAGGAGAGCCCUUCAUUCCAGGUCUUCCUGACGAUGUUGCGCUCAACUGUCUGCUUAGGCUUCCUGUGCAGAGCCAUGCUUCUUGCAGAGCUGUUUGCAAGCGGUGGCAUCUACUUCUUGGUAAUAAAGAGAGGUUUUUCAUGCAAAGAAAGGUCUUAGGCUUUAAAGACCCUUGGCUCUUUGUUUUUGCUUUCCACAAGUGCACGGGAAAGAUUCAGUGGCAGGUUCUUGACCUUCUCCACUUCUCGUGGCACACUAUCCCAACAAUGCCUUGCAAGGAUAAGGUCUGUCCCCAUGGGUUUAGGUGUGUUUCAAUUCCCCGUGAGGGUAUUCUAUUUGUUUGUGGGGGUAUGGUUUCCGAUGUGGAUUGCCCUCUGGACUUGGUCUUGAAGUAUGAGAUACAUAAGAACCGGUGGACCGUGAUGAAUCGGAUGAUUACAGCUCGAUCCUUUUUUGCUAGUGGGGUUAUUGAUGGAAUGAUAUAUGUGGCUGGAGGAAACAGCACCAAUCUUUUUGAGCUUGAUUCAGCUGAGGUUAUGGAUCCUGUGAAGGGGAGUUGGCGCCCCAUUCAAAGCAUGGGGACUAAUAUGGCAUCUUAUGACGCAGCAGUCCUUGAUGGAAAGUUUCUCGUCACAGAAGGUUGGUUGUGGCCCUUCUUUGUCUCCCCCAGAGGCCAGGUUUAUGAUCCAAGGACAAACAAUUGGGACAGUAUGGCCGUUGGAUUGCGAGAAGGCUGGACUGGCUCUAGUGUGGUGGUUUAUGGACGCUUGUUUGUGGUUUCAGAGCUUGAAAGGAUGAAGCUUAAGGUCUAUGACUCAGAUACUGAUUCUUGGGAAACAAUAGAAGGCCCCCCAUUACCAGAGCAAAUAUGCAAGCCCUUUGCUGUCAAUGCCUGUGAUUGCAAAAUCUACGUCGUGGGUCGGAACCUUCAUGUUGCUGUGGGACAUAUAUCUAGGCUGAGUCAGAAAGACACUUCUGAGAGAAAGUGGAGCUUUAGUGUACGAUGGCUUGUGGUGGAUGCUCCAGAAAGUCUCUCAGACUUGACACCCUCAAGUUCUCAGGUUCUGUAUGCUUAGUUUUACUCUUCCACUUUACCUUUGUUAUCAAUGUUGUUAAAUAAAUCAUAAUUAUGUGACCUCGAUGCUGUAGAGUGCUACUGCUGUGUGCUAAUCAAGGAGUGUAUAAAUCCUAUGGUUUAACUUUGUUUUCUCAUUAUGAGUCUUAAUGGUUUCUCACCCCAUACUGUUUUCUAUUAUUAUUAUCUUAAUCAAAUUUCUGAAUAUA
Tripterygium wilfordii is the source of this 2098-nucleotide messenger RNA. Its product is annotated as F-box/kelch-repeat protein At1g30090. The transcript is spliced from 2 exons. The coding region runs from base 673 to 1890 and encodes 405 amino acids. Gene Ontology annotation, molecular function: protein binding. NCBI's taxonomy places the organism in Eukaryota, Viridiplantae, Streptophyta, Magnoliopsida, Celastrales, Celastraceae. The record is from RefSeq and is a predicted model, not a curated record.